AUGUUGGGAGACGGAGGUGUGAGAGGGGCCACCCUGGAGACUUGCCUCACCAAGAUACUCUGUCUCUCCAGGAGUAUUCAGGUGGUGGGGAUGAGUGCUACUCUCUCCAAUAUCUCAGACCUGGCCUCCUUCCUCAAGGCCGACACCUUCUCAAGCCAUUUCAGACCUGUGGAGUUGAAAGAGUGUGUAAAGAUUGGAAGAACGGUCUACUCAGUAGAGGCCACCAGUGGCAGCAGCACCGUGUGUCUCUGUCCUCACAGAGAACUUUCUACAUCUGGUCUACAGGAGAGGAAGUCCGACCCUGACCAGCUGGUCCAACUGGUUACAGAGGUUCUCCCCCAGUCCUGUCUCGUGUUCUGUGCCACCAAAAGACUGUGUCAGAAUGUUGCCCUCCUCCUCGCAAGACACCUCCACAGGUCCCAUGUGGAGGUAGGUUCUGGUCCUCGUUCCGGACUGCUGCGGUCUCUGGGGGUGGAGGCCGAGGGGGUGUGUCCCGUUCUGACCCAGACGGUCCCGGUGGGUGUGGCCUAUCACCACUCGGGGCUGACGGCAGAUGAGAGGAGACUGAUAGAGGAGGGGUUUUCCCGUGGAGAACUCAAUGUUCUUUGCUGCACCUCGACAUUAGCUGCCGGGGUCAACCUCCCUGCCCGACGAGUAUUACUGAGGUCUCCGUACAUAGGAAACCAGGUGCUGAGCCACAGUCAGUACAAGCAGAUGGUGGGUCGUGCAGGGAGGAAGGGGUUGACUGAGUGUGGAGACAGCAUUCUUAUCGCAAGCCCCUCUGACAGAGAUAAGGUGAUAGAUCUUCUGGCCAGUCCAUAUGAUCACUGUGACAGCAGUCUCCUCUCAGAGGACUCCGCCCUCUCCUCCCUCAUCCUCAGUCUAGUUGGACUCAAGUUGGUGGCAACGACCUCUGACCUCCAGACAUUCCUCCGAGCAACUCUCUACUACCAGCAGACACGAGACCACACCCACUUUCUCUCCUGUUGCCAGAAGAUGGUUACUAGUCUCGCUGCAGAGGGAUACAUCACCAUGGAGACGGUGGAAGAGUCCCAGACGAGGCUAAGUGCCACGCCCCUCGGUCGGGCGGCGGUCAAGGGGAGUAUCCCUGUCAAUCGGGCGGGGCAGGUUUACCGAGAAUUAAGCCACGCCCAGUCUUCCCUCGUUCUCUCCACAAACCUCCACCUUCUCUUCCUGGCCACACCCACUGACCCCGCCCCCUCUAUACGCCCAAACUGGCUGGUCUUCUUCAAGACACUGACAAGUCUUGGGGAGGAAGAGGUGAGGGUGGCAGAAAUGGUUGGAGUCAGAAUGGCUCUCCUCAGUAAACUGGCCACUGGAUCUGCUGCCUCAGUGUCAGAGGAGCUGUCCCAGUUCUACCAGAGGUUCUACCUCACUCUCAUUAUGCACAGACUCGUGGGGUCACAGAGGUCAGGGGGCGGGGCCAGCGAGACAAGAGGGGUGUGGUCAGUAGCGGAACACUUCCAGUGUUCGCGUGGCUUCAUCCAGUCUGCCAUUACCUCUAUGGCUUCCUUUGCAACUUGUCUGGUUCACUUCACCAAGGAGUUGCCAGAGCUGUGGGCUCUACAUCUGCUGCUGCCUUCAGUGGCCGAGCAGCUGUCUCUCUCUGCCUCCGCUGACCUCGCCCCCCUCCUGGAGAUCCCUGGAGUUAGACAGGGACGUGCAAGACAGCUGCUUCAAUUGGGGUACUCCACCCCGGAGUCACUGGCCGGGGUAUCCCCCACCACUCUCUGUGAGAAAGUACCCCAUCUCUACCCCAGACAGGCACGCAGGAUCAUCCAGGCUGCCAAGGCUCUGGUGAGAGACAAGGCUGAGGUUUUGUUUGAAGAGGCUGAAGACUUAAUGGCAGGCCUCACUUAGCUGUGGAACACUUAGCCAUGGGACCCCCCUGUGACCCCCUGUGGAACACUUAGCCAUGGGACCCCCCUGUGACCCCCUGUGGAACACUUAGCCGUGGGACCCCCCUGUGUAUGUUGUGUGUGUGUGUGUCUUUUCCAUGUGUAUGUAUAGUUCGUUAAUCCAUCCAUUAU
Messenger RNA from Geodia barretti, 2051 nucleotides. The record is from the annotation of a GenBank genome assembly. NCBI's taxonomy places the organism in Eukaryota, Metazoa, Porifera, Demospongiae, Tetractinellida, Geodiidae.